Messenger RNA from Clarias gariepinus (North African catfish), 3355 nucleotides. RefSeq names its product mex-3 RNA binding family member B (gene mex3b). Gene Ontology annotation, molecular function: RNA binding. The record is from RefSeq and is a predicted model, not a curated record. Lineage: Eukaryota; Metazoa; Chordata; Actinopteri; Siluriformes; Clariidae. The transcript is spliced from 2 exons. Bases 427 to 2034 code for a protein of 535 amino acids.
UGACGUCAUGCAAGCAUAUCCCCCCCUUCCAGUUUAGUGCCGCGGCUGCUGUGUGUCUGCAGCAAAAACUCAGAGAGAAAACAGGAAAAGAGCUGAGCGCAGGGAGGGGCACUUUCGGAGGAAUUAGUACCACCGCCGGCACCGCAACAACCCCCAGUACCUUCGGAAUACGCGUUCUGGGGGGAUAAGAUCGGGAGCUCGGAUUUGCACUGCUUCUUUCUUUCCCUUGUUUUCUUUUUUACUGCCAGGACCAGAGAGGAAGAGAGCACUGAUUUAUUUAUUUAAUUUUUUUGCAUCAGGGCGCUUUUCUUUCUCUUCUCUUCCUCUCCAUUCCACACCCUUCUUUCUUUCCUUUGUCCGGUGCUGCUGAUCCAAGAGAGCUGCCGAGAAAACAACAACAACAACAGCCUUCCCCUUCUUCCCGAGAUGCCUAGCUCCCUGUUCCCCGAGCUGGAGAGGAAUGGCAGCGGCAGCAGCCAGGGGGUCGACGCCCUGGACGACCAAAGAGCUCUGCAGCUCGCGCUGGACCUCAACCUGCUCGACCUGGACGAGAACCCCGCGUGCGACAACGAGCCCCGGAAGAAGAGCGUGAACAUGACCGAGUGCGUGCCUGUGCCCAGCUCCGAGCAUGUGGCCGAGAUCGUGGGCAGACAAGGUUGCAAGAUUAAAGCCCUGCGUGCCAAGACCAACACUUACAUUAAAACACCGGUGCGAGGAGAGGAACCCGUGUUUGUAGUGACAGGCAGGAGGGAGGAUGUAGCCAUGGCGCGGAGGGAAAUCAUCUCAGCAGCUGAGCAUUUCUCCAUGAUCCGAGCAUCACGAAACAAAAACAGCAGCAUGAAUGGGAGUGGCAGCGUUCCUGGGCCGCCCAACUUACCAGGUCAAACCACCAUUCAAGUCCGAGUGCCAUACCGCGUUGUAGGGUUGGUGGUGGGACCCAAGGGAGCCACGAUCAAGCGCAUCCAACAGCAGACGCACACCUAUAUCGUGACCCCGAGCCGAGACAAGGAGCCUGUGUUUGAGGUAACAGGCAUGCCGGAGAAUGUGGACCGCGCACGUGACGAGAUCGAGGCACACAUCGCUAUGCGCACAGGUGCUGGACUGAUCGAGUUUGCUAAUGCUGCUGAUGAUAAUGACUUCCAUGCCAAUGGCACAGAUGUGGGCUUUGAAAUGCAUGCAGCUAGUGCCAGUAGUCAUCACGCCAGCCUUUGGGGCAAAACUAAUGCUAGUGCUAGUGCCAGCGCCACGCCCAGCCUUGGACGCAAGCCCUUCGCCAGCUAUCGCAACGACAGCUCCAGCUCUCUAGGUAGCGCCUCCACUGACUCUUACUUUGGCACCAACUAUAGCCCACCAAGUCCUGCACUGAGCUACAACAACAAUAACAACAACAACAACCUGACCAUCAAUGGCAACUCGUUUGUUUACGGCAGCGAGAUUGUAUCUCCUGACUGUGCUGAUCUCGCGUUCGAUUCCUCGCCUGGAUUUGAUCCAUCGCCUGGUUUGAUUUGGUCUCAGUACGAACGUAGCAUGAGCUUAACAAACAGUGCUACAUCAGCCUCCAUAUUCUCUUCCAAUGCUUCCUCGAAUGCUAAUGGGAUUCUGGCCAAUCAGAGGCGGAUCAAUGGGAUGAACUGCUCCACCCAACCCCGUUUAUCUCCGCCCCUUCAUCAUGUGGGUGGGAUCAGUGAUCAUCCACUGGCUCGGAGGGUACGCAGCGACCCAGGUGGGGGCUGCUUAAAUUUCCCAGGCUACAACAACAUAGCUUCCCAUCUCCCAGGGUUGCCCUCGGAUUCGUCCGCGUCCUCCUCUUCUUCAUCAUCUUCCUCUUCCUCCUCUUCCUCUUCCUCGGGAACGAGCCGUAAAGGCAGCCGGGACUGUUCGGUGUGCUUCGAAAGCGAGGUGAUCGCUGCCCUCGUGCCAUGCGGCCAUAACCUCUUCUGCAUGGAGUGUGCCAACCGCAUCUGCGAGCGCAAUGACCCUGAAUGCCCCGUCUGCCAUGCAGCAGUUACUCAGGCAAUACGUAUAUUUUCAUAAUUAAAUAAACGAUUCAGAAAUGAUGACAAAGACUUGACUAUGAUAGCAACAAAGAUAGCACCACAACAGAACAUUUAACCACAAACUCCUGUUAUGGCUUUAUGAAACUCCUAAUAAUAAUGCGUUUAUCAUACGUGUAUAUACAUAUGUAUGUGAAGCUGCAGUAUCCAAAAAAAGUGAAAGCCGAACGAGGGCUCUGGUGUCAUUUGCUUAUACUGUAGCUCGGGACGAACAAUUUCAACCUCUAAUGCAUGUUUUAAAUGUAUUUAAAAGCCUAGUAAUCUACAUAGUUCUAGUACGCAGACAAAGUUUUCCGCAAAGUCCGGAGAAGGGCCGCAAAAGCCUGGCCAAAGGUACGUGAGUCAGCGUGUAGACUGUUAACAAAGUCAGGCCUUUUGAUUUCACCAAGGGAUCGGAAACACAUUGAUAGACUUACGGCAGCGACGAUACUGCAGCGAGUCCAAGGCGGAGUGCUAACAUAUCCUGCGUGCACACACACACACACACACACACACACACACACACACACACACACAUAUACAGUAUAUAUACAAACAAAGGAACCAACGAAAUCCACACGUUUUAAAUAUUAAUUACAUUAAUACAGAUUGAAGUAUUUUAUUCUUUUUUGACUUGAAAGAUUAUAUUUCAUAUGGCAAAGAUGUUUACAGAUAUUUUAAUUUAAGUUCAGUGAACUUUUUUGUAGCUGGGUUCAAAUAUGGUUUAUUUUUUAGUAUGGCCUUUAGGCAACGAACACUGUAUUAUUUUAAUAUCACAUGGAAAAUGUGGAUGGAUGAUCUGAAACACGGCGUGUACUUACAUUUAACAGUAUUCUGUUGGGACUGAGGGUUUCUAGGUUCAGCAAAAAAAAAAAAAACUUUUAAAUUUGUUUCACCCAGCAUAUUUUUUAUUCAGUAAUAUAAAGCAUAUUUUAUUCUAUAUUAUUACAAAGCAUUCAAAUGUAUAAAACUUAGUAAGUUGGACAAAAGGAGACCAUUUAUGCUUUCUAAAAAUUUGUAUGAAUUAGAUUCCAGUGGGUAUUACAGACUUCUGUUGCACCACUAUAGUUUUAGUAUUUCUAUUUUAAUACGUUUGUUUACCACUUGUUUAUGUAUAUGUAGGUGAAGUUACUUGAGCGUAAAAGUACUUUAUUGAGCAAAGUUUAAAAACAAAGUAUAUUUUAUUUUAUGAUAAAAAAGGCCUUUAACCUCAUGGUCAAAUACUAAUAUUAUAUUUGCUGAAACAAGAUUUGAAAAAUGUAUCAAGAGUUUUAUUUUUCUGACAUUUAAAGUUCUACAUGAUAAAGUAAAACUUAAGUAAU